This is a messenger RNA of Acaulospora colombiana, 918 nucleotides long. The record is from the annotation of a GenBank genome assembly. Lineage: Eukaryota; Fungi; Glomeromycota; Glomeromycetes; Diversisporales; Acaulosporaceae.
AUGGGCGUAUUCAAUAUGAUCGAGUCGUUUACUGGUCAUGGUGUGAGAGACGGGACGGCCGGAAGUAGAUGGUAUCACCAAGAUGCUCUUUACGUUGGUGAACAGCCUGAUGGACGAAUAGCCUUGUGCAAAGGCAGGUUUACAAUGCCAAUAGUAUCAGCGGAUGGUGAUUUGGACGUGAUUCUGACGGGAGCUGGUCAAAGAACCUGGGCGUUGUAUAGGCGUGCAUUGUCCAAGUACACCCCAGAAAACACUCAUAUAAACGCACCCACCUACUCGACCUACUUUGCCCCCAAUCCAGAUCUAGCCCACGACUCUGAAAAUGAACGGUGCGUCUUGGCCUUCUUCCAUGUCAUCGGUGGUUUUCCUGCGCCCUCGUGGAACCAGGCCCUUAUCCCGGCCAGACCCCCUCCCCGUAUGCAACCACAACGAUACAAUCUCCCCUGGGAGCCAUAUCCUGGCUACAACAUAAAUGACCUCUUCGACUUGAACACUCUGGGCAUGUCGCCUACCCAAGCUGACGUCGUGGAUUCUUCAACCGAGAUUGGAAUGGUGCACGACCUCUCGAGCUAUGCAGUCCCCACAAGUCCUCAGAUGCAAUUUAGCAGCAGUAGCACCACGACCUUUGCCACCUUCGACUUUGGCGACCCUCCUUCCAGUGAUGCCGGAUCUCCCGCGAGUGACACUGUCAUCAAUAGCGGUCGCUACCAAUGUGAUGUUUGUGGGCGACGUCACCCGAUCCAUCUAGUGUGGGUGGUGUUAUAUUUGUUUGCUGAUGAUGUGAAUAGCAACAAGGCUUAUCAGUCCAUCGAGCACCUGCGAAGACACUGGCAACCUGAUUCGAAGCGUUAUAAAUCUUGCAGUCAUUUACGUCCCAAAACAUCGCCCGGCAUGAAAAGUCAUGCAAACAAUGAUAUA